Nomascus leucogenys (northern white-cheeked gibbon) is the source of this 2191-nucleotide messenger RNA. RefSeq names its product CDC42 effector protein 1 (gene CDC42EP1). NCBI's taxonomy places the organism in Eukaryota, Metazoa, Chordata, Mammalia, Primates, Hylobatidae. The record is from RefSeq and is a predicted model, not a curated record. The coding region runs from base 410 to 1606 and encodes 398 amino acids. The transcript has 3 exons.
AGUAUUGAGAUUUUUAUGCUUGGAGGUGGCAGCAAUGGUUUUAAAAAAGGAAGAAGGCUGAGCUGCAGAUGUAGGUGUUCUUGUUAAGGAUCAUUAUUGACUUUUAUCAGCUGAGGUCCCAGGUCUGUGUAGGUCUCCACCCCUGGGCAGGAGAGGAGCCGAGCACCUCGGGGGUGCUUUCUCUGCACUUGAACAUCUAUAGCUGCUUCUGAGGGGCUGGGAGCCGGGCCCGGGGAGAGAUGAGCCAUGGACCCCCCACAGCCUUAGCAUUCGGGGACCUCACCUUAGGAGAGCGCCAUUUACAGCUUCCGCCAGGGCAAAGGAGCUGAGCAGCCAUCCCAAGCCCAGCCCACCUCCCUCCCCCGGCCCCUGGUGGGCAUGGACUAGCAGCUGUGAGCAGCCAGAGCUGAUGCCCGGCCCCCAGGGGGGCGGAGGCGCCCCCACCAUGAGCCUGGGCAAGCUCUCGCCUGUGGGCUGGGUGUCCAGUUCACAGGGAAAGAGGCGGCUGACUGCAGACAUGAUCAGCCUCCCACUCGGGGACUUCCGCCACACCAUGCAUGUGGGCCGCGGCGGGGACGUCUUCGGGGACACCUCCUUCCUCAGCAACCACGGUGGCAGCUCCGGGGGCACCCAUCGCUCACCCCGCAGCUUCCUGGCCAAGAAGCUGCAGCUGAUGCGGAGGGUGGGGGCGCCCCCCCGGAGGAUGGCAUCUCCCCCUGCACCCUCCCCGGCUCCACCGGCUAUCUCCCCCAUCAUCAAGAAUGCCAUCUCCCUGCCCCAGCUCAACCAGGCCGCCUAUGACAGCCUCGUGGUUGGCAAGCUCAGCUUCGACAGCAGCCCCACCAGCUCCACGGACGGCCACUCCAGCUACGGCCUGGACUCUGGGUUCUGCACCAUCUCCCGCCUGCCCCACUCGGAAAAGCCACAUGACCGAGACCGGGAUGGUUCCUUCCCUUCUGAGCCCGGGCUUCGCCGCUCUGACUCUCUCUUGUCCUUCCACCUGGACCUCGACCUUGGGCCCUCGCUCCUCAGCGAGCUGCUAGGGGUCAUGAGCCUCCCAGAAGCCCCUGCAGCUGAGACUCCAGCCCCUGCUGCAAACCCCCCAGCCCCUACUGCAAACCCCACGGGUCCUGCUGCAAACCCCCCAGCCCCUGCUGCAAACCCCCCAGCGCCUGCUGCAAACCCCCCAGCGCCUGCCGCAACCCCCACGGGUCCUGCUGCAAAUCCCCCAGCCCCUGCCACAAAUCCCCCAGCCCCUGCCACAAGCUCCACACCCCAUGGACACUGUCCCAAUGGGGUAACAGCUGGGUUGGGCCCAGUGGCUGAGGUGAAGGCCAGCCCAGUGGGAGGGGGUCCCCGAGGACCUGCUGGCCCUGCCCUCGGCAGGCACUGGGGAGCAGGCUGGGAUGGUGGCCGCCACUACCUGGAGAUGGAUGCACGGCAGGAGCGGGUGGAGGUGCUGCCCCAAGCCGGGGCCUCCUGGGAGAGCCUGGACGAAAAGUGGAGGGCACCCCAGGCAGGCAGCAGGACCCCGGUGCCCAGCACAGUGCAAGUAAACACCUUUGAAUUUGCGGAUGCUGAGGAGGAUGAUGAGGUCAAGGUGUGAGGGGCUGGGGCACGGUCCCGGGGCCCCAUCUAGGUGCAGAGCCGGCCCCUCACCUAACAGCUGGUUCCUACCAGACCAGAGACAGGAGAAGCCGAGUUGCCCCUAAACCCCUCCCCACCUCUGCAGGACAGACAUGGGAGGGAGGACAGGGAAGGCCAGGCUUGUUCCGGGACUUUUAUGCUCCCAGAGGCCCUGCCAAGCUGACCACCUCCCCCGACUGCCACUCUGGACCUAAUAGCUGUUCCUUAGGCCCCACUCCCUGCCACCCCCAGCAGCUGGAGGACCCAGCCUCACAGUGUGGCCUUUGUGCCAGACCAAGCUGCCCGUGGGGGACGGGAGGCAGGGAGUGUACCACACAGGGCCAUUGUCUCACCUCCCAAAGGGACCGCCUGCCCCCAGCUCAUCCCAGAGCGUCCCCGCUGCAACCCUGACAGCCCUCUCCCAGGCCGCUUCCCCAACAUCCCCACCCCAGCCUCCCUCUUACCCCAGAAAGGUCAGGUAUGACCUCCUGGGGAGGAAUCCCACCUGCCUGUAUGCCCCAGACUUGCCUCUGGAGCCUGAUUAAAUAAGGCUGUUUUGAUAAAA